GCACACGCCAGUAGUGUAGUGCAUUCGUCAUCAACGUGCCGUGUCAGUCUCACUUGAAGAAAAAAAAUGAUUAAACCGAGCCGUUGACUUUAAAUACAGUUUCAUACAGAACAAGCAUUGUACCUUCAAGAUUGACAAACAUGGAAUUGAAACUGCUAGUAUUUGCCGUCCUCGACUUUAUUAUUUUGGCGCAAUGCGGCGACCUAGUGGACCUGUCGGGAAAAGUUUACCAAACGAGUGCAGCCUUAGAAAAAGAAAACCACAUGUACUGUUAUGAAUGUAACACUAUGGUAAACGGCAACAGUUGUAGUAAUUUCACGGACAAAGAUGACUACAUAAAGUUCUCGACAAAAUGCACAGGAGACAGGAAAGUUUGCAUGGUAAAACGUUAUUCGUACACAACAAGCAACGAAAGCGGCACAUCAACACAACAGUUGUGGUCACUCGAAAGAAACUGCUCGGUCAAAUGUGAAGCUGGCUGCAUUAUAAUUGGAGAACGGAAUAAGAUUUACGCCUGUCAAGAUUGUUGUGAAUCUCCACUGUGCAAUAUAUCAAAUGGUGCCAAUAGUAUUGUCUUUAUAUUGCCAUUUAAUUUAUCUAUAAUUUUUCUUCCCUUUAUUGUAUUUGUUACCCGAAAACUUCUUUAUCACGAAUAACUAGUAAAUAAAAUGAAGUUUAACUUUUUAUUUUUGGUCAAUAUUAGGUGCAUACUGAAAAAUCACCGUUAAGUUUAUUCUAAAUGUUAUAAUAACGAAAAUGCAAUUUCUAAUAAUUUCUCAGGCCAAUUUGACUGUGUUCUUACAAGGAUUAAGAAUUAUAUUUAAUUUAACUUUUAACAAUGUAAUAUAACCAAAAUAAUCAAAUAAAUAUAAGAUAUACGGCUAAUAAGUGAAACAACAUAUAGAUUUGUUAU
Adelges cooleyi (spruce gall adelgid) is the source of this 913-nucleotide messenger RNA. RefSeq lists its product as uncharacterized. The record is from RefSeq and is a predicted model, not a curated record. Bases 141 to 656 code for a protein of 171 amino acids. Lineage: Eukaryota; Metazoa; Arthropoda; Insecta; Hemiptera; Adelgidae. The transcript is spliced from 3 exons.